UAUUUAAGUCACAACUCCACUCUUUAACAGACAUAAAAAAUAUUUAUAUGUAGAAAGAAAGACAUUUAAUAGUAUAUUCCACAUAUGGCUGUGGUAAAAUGUUACCACAACUUUGAAAGGUGUGGAAUCGCCUCUGUGGAAAAGAUUAAAUAUAAUUGGAUGACCAUAGGGUAUAAUUUUUUGAUUGGCUGUAAAUGAACUGCUAAAACUGAAAUGUUAUAACUAGAACGAAAGAAACUUACAACUAUAACAUCAGUGUUCAUUUUAAAAUAAUUUCUAUGUCCUCCGACUACAAAAAACAUCUUGUUAAAAUAACGUUUUAAACUAACACACCCGCCUGUUCUUAAGUAACUAACUGCCAAUCAGAAACCACGAGCUUGCGAGUUACCAGGCAGAUUAUGUUAAUAUAUGCAAUGCGGCCAUCUCUGCAGCUACCAUUCUGAGACACCGCGGCUGUCUAAGGAGGGAAGUUAUCACUGUGGUGAAAGGCCUGGCACCUUGCUGCCAUGGAGACCAAGCAGGAACCCUCAGCAGUGUGGAGUCAGACUCUUAACAGUGACUCAAACAACGGCACACAGGUGCAUUUUGAAGGUGGCACUGUGGCCCAAAUAGUGUACAGCGGGGAUCAGGCAGACAGAGGACAGCAGCAGGUGGUUUAUACAGCAGAUGGAAACUCCUAUACCUCGGUAGAGUCUGCAGAGCACACACUGGUCUACAUACACCCUGCAGAUGGCACUCAGACUGUAUUUGCUGAUCAGCCACAAGUGGCUUACAUUCAGCAGGACGGUACUACUCAACAGGUCACAGUCCUACUGCCUGGUGGGCAGAACAUGAAUGCAGCCAAUCUGCAUGUUCUCAGUAAUGUAGCAGAUGCGCCACAAGCUAUCCUGGAGCCGGUUACCCAGGAGCAGUUGUCUGUGUCCAAUUCUCUCACCUCAAUGGGUGACAUCGCAGACCCUCCUUCUAGUCCUCUCGGGGCCACAGACUCUACAGAGGAUUCUGAUGAAGAUGAGGAUGAAGACUCUGAGAUGGACGACUGGGAGCCGCAUCAGCCUCAAUCAUUUAACCCUCACAACCUCUGGUGCGAGGAGUGUAAUAUUGCAAACCCCUCAGUUUGUCUGAAGCACGGUCCUCUCCACCCCAUCCCCAACCGGCCGGUGAUGUCCAAAGCAAGAGCCAGUCUGCCUCUUGUCCUGUACAUUGACCGCUUCCUGGGCGGAGUGUUUUCUAAGAGACGCAUCCCAAAACGCACACAGUUUGGUCCUGUGGAGGGGCCACUGGUUCCACAGAGCGAGCUGCAGGACCACUACAUUCACUUGAAAGUGUGUCUGCUGGAUGCAGAGAAGGAUGGAGAGAAGUCUAAUGACAUGUGGUUGGACCUUUCUGAUGAGGACAGUUGCAACUGGAUGAUGUUUGUGAGACCUGCUCAGAAUCACUUAGAGCAGAACUUGGUGGCCUAUCAGUACGGCUCAGAGAUAUUUUACACAACUAUCAAGAAUAUCCAACCCAAGCAGGAGCUAAAGGUCUGGUAUGCAGCAUCAUAUGCAGAGUUUGUAAAUCAAAAAAUUCAUGAUGUUACAGAAGAAGAGAGAAAAGUGCUUCGGGAGCAAGAGAAGAACUGGCCUUGUUAUGAGUGUAACCGUCGCUUUGUGAGCUCUGAACAACUGCAGCAACAUCUCAAUAUGCACGAUGACAAAUUAAGCUCUGUUACCAGGUCCAGAGGCCGGGGCCGAGGAAGAGGCAGGAAGAGGUUUGGGACAGGAAGAAGACCUGGACGCCCACCUAAAUUUAUACGUUUGGAUCCACCAGUAGAUGCUAGUGGAGAGAAGACAACAGAAAUGCUCGAAUUGACAGAGAAACCAGUGGAAGACCGCGCAGAGGGAGCUCAGAAUGGGCUCAAGGUGGUGGAGAUAGAGUCAGAAGGGGAGGUCGGGACAGAGACAGAGAGUCAGCUUAUACCUCCUGCUGGGGAACCGGUUCCAGAGUCUGUAGCACCGCCCCCCAGUACAGACCUGCCUAUUCCAUUAAAGGAGGAUCCGGCACAGAGUGUCCAAUCAGAUGCUCAUCUCACAUCGCAAGACAUGCGUCGUGCCAAGAGAAUACGGAAUGCAGCGCUGCAGCACCUUUUUAUCAGGAAGAGUUUCCGUCCUUUUAAAUGCACCCACUGUGGGAAGGCCUUCCGGGACAAAGACAAGCUGGAACAGCACCUGCGAGUCCAUGGUCGGGAAGCCUACACCUUUUCCUGCCACAUUUGCAGCAAGAGCUUCAUGACUGAUUCAGCCCUGGAUGAUCAUCUCCUAGUGCACACAGAGAAUCGCUCCUAUUCUUGUCUCCUAUGCCCAGAAACUUUUGAAAGACUGGACCUGCUCAAAGACCAUGUAGGCGUCCAUGCUGUGGAUGGCUUCUUUACUUGUCCUACGUGCAAGAAGACAUUUAGUGAUUUCAUCCAGGUAAAGAAGCACAUCCGCUGCUUCCAUUCAGAGAAGAACUUCCAGUGCCCAGACUGUGACAAGGCCUUCUGUCGACCUGACAAGCUGCGCUUGCACAUGUUGCGCCACUCUGACCGCAAGGACUUCCUGUGCUCAACAUGUGGCAAACAGUUCAAGAGAAAAGAUAAGCUGCGGGAGCACAUGCAGCGGAUGCACAAUCCUGACAGAGAGGCCAAGAAGGCUGACCGGAUCCACCGCUCCAAAACCCUCAAACUAAAGGUCCCCACCACUGACUUUGAGAGCUUCAUGUUCAAAUGCAGAGUGUGCAUGAUGGGAUUCAGACGCAGGGGAAUGCUGGUUAAUCAUUUGUCCAAGCGUCAUCCAGAGAUGCGUAUUGAUGACGUGCCUGAGCUAACGCUGCCAAUUAUCAAGCCCAACAGGGACUACUUCUGCCAGUACUGUGACAAGGUAUAUAAGAGUGCCAGUAAGAGAAAAGCUCACAUACUGAAAAACCAUCCAGGGGCAGAAUUGCCUCCCAGCAUCCGUAAGUUACGCCCAGCUGCUCCUGGUGAGCCAGACCCUAUGUUGAGCACACACACACAGCUGACUGGGACCAUCGCUACUGCACCAGUCUGCUGUCCACACUGCUCCAAACAGUACAGCAGCAAGACUAAGAUGGUUCAACAUAUCAGGAAAAAGCAUCCAGAGUUUGCUCAGCUAGCCAACACCAUCCCGACUACAGCAGUGAUCAGUAGCACUCCUGCAGUCAUCAGUACAGAUGGUACCACGGCUGAGGCUGUAGUGACCACAGAUCUGUUGACCCAGGCUAUGACAGAACUUUCUCAAACACUAACCACAGACUAUAGAACAGCACAGGGGGAUUACCAGAGGAUCCAGUACAUUCCUGUCUCUCAGGCAGGAGGUACUUUGUCCCAGCCACAGCACAUUCAACUUCAGGUGGUCCAGGUAGCACCGGCUUCCUCCCCACAUUCCCAGCACCCAACAGUAGAUGUGAACCAGCUACACGACCCUCAUGGUUACAGUCAGCACCCAAUCCAGGUGCAACAGAUUCAGGUUACUGAGCCCUCAAGCUCUGGACAAGGUGCCACCCAGGUUACUGGUCAGCCCCUCAGCCCCACCUCCCAGCAGACUAGUCAGGAGCUGAGCCCUGCCCAACUGACUCCUGUCACUUUAGCCCAGAGCCACACCCUCCAGACAAGCAGCACCCAGCAGCAGGGGACGGUGCAGCACGCUUACAUACCGGGAAACUGGAACUACCGAGGCUACUCGUCUGAAAUCCAGAUGAUGACACUACCUCAUGCACAGUAUGUGAUAGCUGAGGCUAGCACUCCUGUAUCUGGAGUCAGCAGCAACCAGGUGAAAACGACACACUACGUGAUCUCUGAGGGUCAGACUGAGCUUGAGACGAAGCAGACUGUUCCUCAGAGCACAACCCAGACACACACCGAACCACUGGAGGAGCAGCCGACGAAUCAGCAAGCUACCACACAGUACAUCAUCACCACAACCACAAAUGGUAGUGGCACUAGUGAAGUUCACAUCACUAAGCCCUGAACUGUGCAGUGAUGUAACUUUGCAAAGCCAGUGCAGACUCAUGGACUAAUCCUGCAUGUUGUCCACAGCAGCUUGUAUGCACAUGAAUAAAUAAAUACCUUGUCAUGUGAUCAUGCCACUGUCACGUGUGUAUAUACAGAGAUGAAAUGCAUCAACACAGUUUUAUGUGUCUGUAAAGUGUUAAAUGUUGUGUUGCAAACUGCCAGAACUUUAUGAGAAAAAUAAAGUCAGUCGACAGUAAAAAAUGUGAUGCUUUUAUUUUGGAAAGAUUAUAAUUUAAAAAAAACCUAAACUAAAUACAUGUUUUAAAAAAAGAUACUGGGAUUUUUUUUUUUUUUUUUAGAAAUAAUUUAAUUGAAACUGCUUAUACUUGAGUUAUUGAAGUGAUGGGAAGCUUCUACAGAUUUGAUAUCCCAUUUUGCAUAUCUGUAAUUUUGCACACAUUCCUUAAAGUAUUUGUAAAAAAAUUAAAAAAAGAGAGAAUAUGGAAUAAAUAUUCCAAAAUGUCAGAAAUGGGUCAUGGUCCUCACACAUCUGUUACAUGUUAUCUGUUAUCCUAGAAUAUUGUUGCGCCUGUCUGCUAUGAUUUUACUCUGUUGUUACUUGGUUGUUUUUAUUUUUACAGUCUGGACUGACUUGAUAAUCAGAAAUUUCCAGUGAGUUAUUUUACUCAUUAUUUGUCUUUGUUAUCAUAUCUCUGUUUAGUAAAGUUUAGAAAAGUAA
Messenger RNA from Oreochromis aureus, 4727 nucleotides. RefSeq names its product PR domain containing 10 (gene prdm10). Gene Ontology annotation, cellular component: nucleus. The coding region runs from base 507 to 4004 and encodes 1165 amino acids. Lineage: Eukaryota; Metazoa; Chordata; Actinopteri; Cichliformes; Cichlidae. The transcript has 23 exons. Gene Ontology annotation, molecular function: protein binding. The record is from RefSeq and is a predicted model, not a curated record.